AGAGUUAAGCUAGCCCUCGACCUCGCUCUUUUCGGUUCAGGCGGAGACUCGAGCGAGGCGCUGGGAGCGUGCGGUGGUUCUUUUGACUCGCUCAACAUCCGGACAACUCCGCCGCCAUUAUGGUGAAGCUCGCCAAGAACGUUAAAAAUCAGCUUAAGCCGAAAAAAAUGGCUGCCCUUCCUCCAAAGGACAUCGAUGAUAGUGAAGAAGAAGAGGAUUCAUCAGAAGAGGAGAGCAGCGAGGAAGAGAUGAUUGCUCAGAAGAAAGCCGCUACCCCGGCGAAAGCAGCAGCAGUUACUCCCAACAAAAAGGCAGCAACUCCUGGAAAGAAAGCAGUGGCUACCCCAGCCAAAAAAGCCGUGGCUACCCCAGCAAAGAAAGGAGCUGCUACUCCAGCAAAGAAGACACCAGUCCCUGCCAAAGGAGCAAAAAAUGGGAAGAAUGCAAAGAAAGAAGAGAGUGAAGAGGAGGAGGAAGAUGACGAGGAGGAAGACGAUAGUGAGGAGGAGGAAGAUGAGUCUGACGAGGAGCCUGCUGUACCAGUAAAGAAACAAGUCCAGGCAGCUGCGAAAAAGCCCGUAGCUACUGUGGCUGCUAUAACGAUCAAGAAUGAGUCCGACCUUGAAGAUGAAGACGAUGACGAAGAUGAGGACGACGAAGAGGAUGAGUCUGAAGAGGAACCCAUGGAUACCACUCCAGCAAAAGGGAAGAAAGCUGUGCUUGCAAAAGCUGCACGACCAAAGGUUACACCAGCAAAGCUUGCCAAGGAAGAGUCUGAGGAGGAGGAAGAUGAGGAGGAUGACGACGACGAGGAGGAGGAAGAGGAUGACGACGACGACGAGGAAGAAAAUGUGCAAGAAACAGCUGGAAAGCGAAAGAAGGAAAUGGCCAAGCAAAAAGGCAUCCCAGAUGCGAAGAAGAAGAAAACAGAUGAAGCUGCCUUCUCCCUCUUCGUGGGCAAUUUGAAUGCAACCAAGGACUUUGAUGAACUGAAGGCUGCCAUCAGAGAUUUCUUUGCCAAAAAAGACCUUCAAGUCCAAGAAGUCAGAAUUGGCAGCUCAAAGAAGUUUGGCUAUGUGGAUUUCUCCACAGAAGCGGAGCUGGAUAAAGCGCUUAAGUUUAACGGAAAGAAAUGUAUGGGCUUGGAAAUAAAACUGGAAAAAGCAAAAAGUAAAGAGAGCAUUCAAGAGAACAAGAAAGAGAGAGACGCAAGAACCAUCUUUGUGAGGAACCUUGCUUACAGUGUGACCCAGGAAGGACUGCAAGAAGUAUUUGACAAUGCCCGCGAAGUCAGGCUGGUGUCCAAGGACGGGAACAGCAAAGGGUUUGCCUACAUUGAGUUUAAAUCUGAGGCAGAUGCGGAGAAAGCCCUGGAGGAAAAGCAAGGGAUGGAGAUUGAAGGCCGUGCCAUUGUGAUUGACUACACAGGCGAGAAGAGCCAGCAGGAUAGCAGAAAAGCAGGUGGAGAGUCAAAGACUCUUGUUGUGAAUAACCUCUCCUACGAUGCAACAGAAGAAUCUCUUCAGGAAGUCUUUGAGAAAGCUACAUCAAUCAGGAUGCCACAGAACAACCAGGGAAGGUCUAAAGGUUACGCAUUCGUAGAAUUUCCUACAGCCGAGGAUGCAAAAGAAGCACUGAAUUCUUGCAAUAACACAGAGAUUGAAGGCAGAACAAUCAGAUUAGAAUUCAGCACUCCUGGAGGACAAAACAGAAACGCAAACGCUAGAGGAGGAUUUGGUCAACAAAGCAAAACACUCUUUGUCAAAGGCCUGUCUGAGGACACGACUGAAGAGACAUUGAGAGAGUCCUUUGAAGGCUCCAUUGGUGCAAGAAUAGUCACAGACAGAGACACCGGCUCAUCCAAAGGGUUUGGCUUCGUGGACUUCGGCUCGGCGGAAGACGCCAAAGCAGCGAAAGAAGCCAUGGAGGAUGGAGAGAUUGAUGGAAACAAAGUGACCCUUGACUUUGCCAAGCCCAAGGGCGAUGGUCCACGUGGCAGUGGCGGCUUUGGCCGUGGAGGCAGAGGGGGACGCGGUGGCGGACGAGGAUUCGGCGGCAGGGGUGGCGGACGAGGAUUUGGAGGCAGAGGCGGUGGCUUCAGGGGAGGCAGAGGUGGUGGUGGUGACCAUAAGCCCCAAGGAAAGAAGAUAAAAUUUGAUGACUGAGUGGUUUGUUUUCCUUGUAUCUGAAAGGACUCUGGGGUUUUUAAUUCUGUCACCACAAAAUGAGAGCCUUUUGAGGACAUUCCAAGAUGCGUUGCAGUCCCUCCCCCUAAGAGCUACUUGGAAAAAAAAAUCCCUUUCAACGAAGAAACAGCCAUUUGACUGCCUGGCCACGCAUAUGAACUUUUUAAAAGCAACAAGAAAUGUGGGAGUUUACCCGUGUCAGUGCAUUGUCCUGAAUUUAUAACGUUUUAUCCCAUGUACAAAAUUAACUUCCUUACACGUUUCUGUAGGUUUUUUCCUCUUUUUUUUAUUUCUUGCUGUAAAAAUGCAAAAUGUUUUAUCAUUUGUGUCUCGGCAUACUGUCUUGGACAGAUUAAAAGGCCUAAACAGA
Messenger RNA from Elgaria multicarinata webbii, 2556 nucleotides. It is a transcript of the gene NUCLEOLIN, whose product is annotated as nucleolin. NCBI's taxonomy places the organism in Eukaryota, Metazoa, Chordata, Lepidosauria, Squamata, Anguidae. Gene Ontology annotation, molecular function: RNA binding. The coding region runs from base 120 to 2165 and encodes 681 amino acids. Gene Ontology annotation, biological process: positive regulation of mRNA splicing, via spliceosome. Gene Ontology annotation, cellular component: spliceosomal complex. The record is from RefSeq and is a predicted model, not a curated record. The transcript has 15 exons.